Stylonychia lemnae is the source of this 948-nucleotide messenger RNA. The record is from the annotation of a GenBank genome assembly. Lineage: Eukaryota; Ciliophora; Spirotrichea; Sporadotrichida; Oxytrichidae.
AUGAGUUAACUAAAAUCUCAUAUAAAGCUCGUUUAUGUGGCUGUAUUUAUAUUAGUAAUAGUAACCUAAAUCUAAUAAUCCGAAGCUAGAGGCAAAAAAAGGAAAUCUAACUCUGCUAAUGCUGCGAGCUGUGCUUCUAGAGGCCUCGACUGUUCUGCAACUUGUUGUCUUGAUACCACUUGUGCUCUUGAUUUAUCAGAUUGUGCUGGAUAUAUAAACAGAGAACUUAAUGAAAUAUACAUUGGCUUUGGAACUAUUGUUGCUUUAAUGACUUGUAUUCCUUCAGUUCUCUGGUUUAUGAAUUUCUGUUUGAUGCACAAGUUCUGCAAGCGAAAAGAUGAAAAUUUUGGAAUAGAAACAGGUGGUUACUCAUUUUUUGAAUUAAUGGUACUGUUUUGCUUCUGCGGCAUCUGUUGUAAACAAAGGAGAAAUUAAGAUGAUGAAUCUUUUGAUAAUAGCCCAAGCCUACAAUCAAAAGAAAAUUUAAAAGCCAUUCAAUCAAACAAAUCAAAAAUAUCCGAAGAAGAUCUGGAGAUUUCUGAAUAGGGGAGAUCGACUGACAGCAAUCUUAAGUAGAACCAGUUUAGCAAAACUGCUUAAUAAAGUAAAAUACCUCGAAAUAAAUGUCUGAAAUGCAUGUGCAUCGUUUUCUGCUGCAUGGAUUCUAAUAUUAAUGAGGAAUCAGGACCAGUGAAUGAAGAAAAUAACUAACUUUUGGUUGAUGAAAAGUUAGGACCUAAUGGAGAAGCUAGUAUUUAAUUUGACAGUUCUAAAUAAGAUAAAUGUAAAUAAGCAAAAAAUCGAAAGGGAAGUUCAGUUUCAUUGGAAGAUAUUGACCAAAACUAAUAUUAAGAAAAGGAAGAUUAUGAUGAAGGCAGCCUUAAUAAUUUCAACGAUAAAAAUAUUGAAUAACCAUCUAUUAAUGAAGAUUAGGAUGAAAACAAUUGA